Molecule: messenger RNA, 1337 nt
Organism: Condylura cristata (star-nosed mole)
Lineage: Eukaryota; Metazoa; Chordata; Mammalia; Eulipotyphla; Talpidae
Gene: RSPO1
Product: R-spondin 1
Exons: 5
Coding region: 278-1069 (263 amino acids)
Source: RefSeq, a predicted model, not a curated record
GGUUGGUUUGGGGAUGUACCCCUGCUGAAGUGACAAAGAUCUCCCAUAUGAUACCCUGAGGUGCCUUUGAGGAAAGCUCUCUGGACCUCCUAUGGGCCGAUGGAGAAGUGGGUUGCCCCCACCCUCUGUCCUCAGCUGAGAUUAUGGUGGAUUUUGGACACGGCCCAAGCCUGGGCUUCCUGCCACUGACCCAGCCCAUGAGGCAUUAGCAAGAGCCCUGCGCCCCCCGUGCUCCAGAGACCCCCUCCUGCCAGGGGCCUGCUGCUGGCGAGUGACUAUGCGGCUUGGGCUGUGUGUGGUGGCCCUGGUUCUGAGCUGGAUGCACCUCGCCUCCGCUGGCAGCCGAGGGCUCAAGGGGAAGAGGCAGAGGCGCAUCAGCGCUGAGGGGAGUCAGGCCUGCGCCAAGGGCUGUGAACUCUGCUCCGAGGUCAACGGCUGCCUCAAGUGCUCGCCCAAGCUGUUCAUCCUGCUGGAGAGGAACGACAUCCGCCAGGUGGGCGUCUGCUUGCCGUCCUGCCCACCUGGAUACUUCGAUGCCCGCAACCCCGACAUGAACAAGUGCAUCAAAUGCAAGAUCGAGCACUGCGAGGCCUGCUUCAGCCACAACUUCUGCACCAAGUGUAAGGAGAACUUGUACCUGCACAAGGGCCGCUGCUACCCGGCCUGCCCCGAGGGCUCUGCAGCGCCCAACAGCACCAUGGAGUGCAGCAGUCCGGCACAAUGUGAAAUGAGCGAGUGGUCCCCAUGGGGUCCAUGCUCCAAGAAGAAGAAGCUCUGUGGUUUCCGGAAGGGCUCUGAGGAGCGGACGCGGAGGGUGCUCCAUGCCUCUGGGGGGGACCUCGCCCCCUGCACCGACAUCAAGGAGACCCGGAGGUGCACAGUGCGGAGGACGCCCUGUUCUGAAGGGCAGAAGAGGAGGAAAGGCGGCCAGGGCCGGCGGGAGAAGGCCAGCAGGAACCUGAGCAGGAAGGAGAGCAAUGAGGCGGGCGCUGCCAGGAGACGCAAGGGCCAGCAGCCGCCACCGCAGCAAGGGACAGUGGGGCCCGUCACGUCUGCGGGGCCCACCUAGGGACACUGUGCAGCCUCCAGGCCCAUGCAGAAAAAGCCCAGCGCUGCUCUGUGUGAUGAAAGCCUCCCUGACGUGGAGUGCCAAGGGCCACGCACACGCAGCCCACAUGCAUGCACCGCACAGACCCCAUGUCUCACAUGCGACCAGCAAACAUGCACACACGUGUGCACGCACAUUCUCAAGGCCACGGGAGUACACUUCUGUUCCUCGGACAUCAGCGUGGGAGAGGACGGGGAGGCAGCGGGGUCCUCUGGCCGGCAGAGGACCC